Molecule: messenger RNA, 1503 nt
Organism: Darwinula stevensoni
Lineage: Eukaryota; Metazoa; Arthropoda; Ostracoda; Podocopida; Darwinulidae
Source: the annotation of a GenBank genome assembly
AGGAACUUAUUGAAUCCCAAAAACGUGAAUUGUGAAUAAGCACAAUCGAGUUCAUGAAUGGGUCGAAAGAAGAAAUUCAUUGACAGGAAGAAUGCAGUGACAUUCCGAUUGGUGCACAGAAGCCAGCAGGAUCCCCUGGUGGCUGAUGAAACAGCACCUGAACAUGUGCUGCUAGAAGUGGCAGGGAAGAACUCCCACAAGGCUUGGGGAAGUGUAAGAAAAGAUGAUGAAAAAGGAAAUGUGGAGAAGCGGAGAGAGGAGCAACGCAAAUAUGGAGUGUUCUUUGAUGAUGAUUACAACUAUCUUCAGCAUCUGAAGGUUGUAUCUGAGCCAAAUGUUGAGUGGGAACCCAUCACUGAGCCCAAUAACCUUGAGAAAGAGGAUGUUUCUAAGGUUCCAUCUGAAGAGCCUGAGGUGAAAUUCACUCUUCCUUCAUCAGUGUUUGCCUCUGAAGUGGAAGAAGAAGUUGGGCUGCUUAACAAGGCAGCACCCUUGAGAGGACCACAGAUUGACUGGGAUCCAGAUGUUGUAGCUGCAUUGGAUGAUGACUUUGAUUUUGAUGAUCCUGAGAAUGAGCUUGAAGAUGAUUUUAUUCUUCAAGCAAAUGCUAAAGAAGUUGAAGACAACAAAUCAAAGGAAUCCUCAUGUGGGGAUGCAAAUGAGUCUGAUGCUGACAGUGAGCUCACUAAUGAGCAGUCUUUUGCUGAUGAGGAGACACGAUCCAGAUUCACCAACUAUUCCCUUACCAGCUCUGUCAUGCGACGAAAUGAACAGCUCACACUCUUGGAUGAGCGCUUUGAGACAUUGUAUGAGCAGUAUGAUGAGACAGAAAUAGGUCCUCUAGACACUGAGGACAUUGAAGGUUAUAUAGAUCCAAACUCCGAUCUUAUGAUGCGUCUAGCAGAUGAAUUCCAGAAGGAACGGGCUUUAGAGAAACCUAGCCUUGGUCACAAAAUCAACUUGGAAGAGGAGUCAACAUCUGAAGAUGAAAUGGUGACAAUUGAGGUUGAAGAUGAAGAGAGGGAGAAAUGGGAUUGUCAGUCUAUUCUGAGUACAUAUUCCAAUUUAUACAAUCAUCCUAAAGUUGUUGACCUUCCACCCCAAUUUCACAAGAUCAAGUUGUCCCGAAGUGGUGUUGCAAUUGAAGGCCUCCCAAAUCAGUCUGGACUCACCAGGCGCAAUUUGCAGGCUCUAGAUGAUGAGACAAACAUGGUGGAGCAAGCUGAAGAUACAGAGUCACUUCUGAGUCGACUGAGUCGGAUCUCAGUGCGUCCAGAGGGGGAGACACCAGAGCAGCGCAGGGAGCGGAAGCGGGAAGUCCGGGAACUGAGACGGGAGAGGCGGAUGGAGAAGAGGGCAAACACCACUGCAUUCAAGCUGGAGAAGGAGAAGCAGGAACGGGAAGCUCGUAAUGCCAAACACAGUCAUCCAGGCAUCAAGCUCUGAGAUCCCUUGUAUUUGUGGCCCUUGUAAAAAUAAAUAUGUUGUUUUCAUUUGGAAAAA